Messenger RNA from Daktulosphaira vitifoliae (grape phylloxera), 1988 nucleotides. Its product is annotated as facilitated trehalose transporter Tret1-like. Gene Ontology annotation, cellular component: membrane. Gene Ontology annotation, biological process: transmembrane transport. The record is from RefSeq and is a predicted model, not a curated record. The transcript has 4 exons. Gene Ontology annotation, molecular function: transmembrane transporter activity. Lineage: Eukaryota; Metazoa; Arthropoda; Insecta; Hemiptera; Phylloxeridae. The coding region runs from base 538 to 1971 and encodes 477 amino acids.
AUCGAUGUAUAUUAGACAGAAUGUUGUGCUAUCAGUAACAGUAGUAAAAAUAGAAUUUAAUAUGUUCAAAAUAAAAAUAAAAAUUACAAUUGGGACUGUAUUAGAGAUUUUGGCGCCAGGGUAUGCAUAAUUAUUUUUUAGUAGCACUCUUUAAAUAUUUUAAAUAAGUUUGCAACAUCACUUUCUAAUUAAAACCACGAUUUAAGAAAAAAAUAUAUUAUUUUUUAAACAACUUUCAAUUUUAGCUUCGAUGCGAAGCUGAGAAGGUAUUAAUUUUACUAUGAUGUGUUUUUUUUUUUUUAUGUCUGUUGCCACUUUUUUUCAGCUCUCACUAGACCGAUUUCUUUCAACAAUACGUCAAAAGAUCACAAAUCGUAUCUAGUUGAAGAUAUUACCCUUAAAAAUUGAAAAAUUUUUCUUUGUUCCCCGCAAAUGGGGGAAAUAUCCAAAAAAAUUACAAAUUUAAAAAUCGAUGAAUGAUAUCAUCACCUAUCAUUUGAGCUCAUAUAUUUAAAUCAACUAUUCAAAACUUUCAAAAUGGUUGAUAUCGCUCUUAUGAAACAGAUAUUUGCUACAGUUACUGCGUCAAUAUCGAUAUUUAUAGCUGGUAGUUGGUUAGGAUGGCCUUCUGCAACAGCUGAUAAGUUACUAUACCACAAAACUGAUUUCAAUGUGUCAGUAAAUGAAUUUUCUUGGAUUGUAUCUAUCAUGGAUGUGGGUAAUAUAAUAAGUCCAAUCCCUGCUGGUUACAUGAUGGAUUUCUUUGGCCGUAAAAAAACUGUAUCUCUUUUAGGACCAUUAUACAUAAUUUCGUGGAUACUCCCAUCUUAUGUAGGCAAUAUAUGGUCACUGUAUAUUGCUAGAUUUUUAGGAGGAUUAGGUAAAGGCAUUUCUUAUACUGUAGUUCCAGUUUUUCUUGGAGAAAUAGCAGGAGUGAAAAUACGAGGCGCAUUAAGUUCGGUAUUUGCUAUACAUUUAGCUGGUGGUUUUUUAUUUGAAGCUAUAAUCGGCCCGUACGUGUCAUUUAAGUCAUUAAACUUAAUAACUGCUAUUAUUCCAACUCUAUUUCUUAUUAUGUUUAUUUGGGUACCGGAAUCGCCGUAUUACUUACUGAAAAAAGGACGACGUGACGAAGCUGCAAAAUGCCUCAGAUGGUACAGAAAUGGUAAUGACUCUGAAUUACAAGAAAUGGAAGAAAACGUUCAAAAUGACAUGAAAAACAAAGGAAACUAUUGGGAACUUUUUAAAAACCCAAAAAAUUUAAAAGCAAUCGUUAUUAUUUCUACAGCUAGCUUUGCUCAAAGAGCUGGUGGUAUUAGUAGUUUAAUGGCAUACUCAACAUUAGCACUACCCGAGCCUGUCCCAAUUGGCCGUAAAUCAGAUUACAUAAUUUUAUUUGCUGUGUUAAAAACUGGUGUCAACUUUUUUGGGUUAGCAUUAGUAGAUAGAAUUGGGAGAAAACCUCUGCUUCUAUUUUCAGAAAUAUCACUGGGCUUAGUCACUUUUGUAGAUGGAUUAUUCUUUUUCUUACAAAAUUAUAUUAACAUGACACCAUAUAAUUGGAUUCCUUACGUUUGUUUAGAGCUAUUUCCUUCAAUUUAUGCUUUAGGUAUUGGUUUUAUACCAGUUGUAUUUUUAGGAGAAAUGCUACCAGUUAAUGUUCGAGCUCAUGGUUCAGCUUUUAUGUCAAUAGUUUUGGCUUUUAGUUCAUUUAUUUCUAAUGCAAUAUUUUUAAUUAUAUCAUAUAAAUGUGGAUUUUAUGUCAUGUUAUGGUUAUUUUCAAUUGUCAAUUUUAUCUGUGCUUAUUUUGCCUACAAAAUGGCUAUUGAAACCAAUGGAAAAACAUUUUCAGAAAUUCAGAAUUUGUUAGAAGAAAGCUUAAAAAACAAUAAAAAAAAAUCUAUAUAUAUAAUAUGGACUCUGGUUUGGCGCACGCGGGACUGCAUCGAAACUCUUAGAAGACUUCUUUAAGAACCACGGCCUUCAGC